AUGUCUUUGCCCUCUGCUGCCAUCAUCGGCUCGACCGGCCUGGUCGGCUCAAAUAUCCUUUCAACGCUGCUGGCCUCCGAGAUCUACAACCCUGUACAUACCAUCACUCGACGCGCUCCCAAGGCGACAUCACCUCACCUCAAUGCGAUAGUCGAUACCGAUACGGCCAAAUGGGCAGAGCUUCUCACAGGUCUCACGCCCAAGCCAUCUGUCGUUUACUCUGCACUGGGCACCACUCGCGCUCAGGCAGGCGGAAUCGCCAAUCAGUGGAAGAUCGACCAUGAUCUCAAUAUCGAACUCGCAAAGGCGUCCAAGGCUGCAGGUGUCUCGACCUUCGUAUUCAUCUCCAGCGCUGGAACACGGUCUCUGCUCUCCUCAUCUUCGCCUUACGCCAAAAUGAAGAACGGGGUUGAAGACGCGAUCAAGGAACUCGACUUUGAGCAAGCCGUGAUUCUCAAGCCCGGUAUGAUCCUCGGCCACCGAGAGGCCAGCCGCACAGUGGAGGGUAUUGCUCAAGGGGCAGUCAACGGUCUUGGCCAUCUCAGCGCUGGUAUCAGAGAUACCUUGGGUCAAGAUGCUGAUGUCAUUGCGAAGGCGGCUGUGAGGGCUGCGCAGUUGGCGAGUGAGGGAAAGGCGCCGAGUAAAUACUGGAUUCUUGGUGGAAGCGACAUUAUCGAGUUGGGAAGGACUGAGUGGCCGGGUAACCAGACUCCCACGGAGACGAAGCCCGAGGCUGCUGCGUAG
Molecule: messenger RNA, 744 nt
Organism: Fusarium subglutinans
Lineage: Eukaryota; Fungi; Ascomycota; Sordariomycetes; Hypocreales; Nectriaceae
Product: FMP52 mitochondrial
Exons: 1
Coding region: 1-744 (247 amino acids)
Biological process (GO): import into nucleus
Cellular component (GO): cytoplasm
Source: RefSeq, a predicted model, not a curated record